This is a messenger RNA of Prosopis cineraria, 1075 nucleotides long. RefSeq lists its product as uncharacterized. Bases 193 to 1038 code for a protein of 281 amino acids. NCBI's taxonomy places the organism in Eukaryota, Viridiplantae, Streptophyta, Magnoliopsida, Fabales, Fabaceae. The record is from RefSeq and is a predicted model, not a curated record. The transcript is spliced from 6 exons.
UUUAAUUCAAUUAGUAACUAUUAUUUUACAUGUUGCAUUGACCAAUAUGUUCAGGCUACAUCAGACUCCCAUCUCACAUCCUUGGAGUUUUACCCAGAUCAUUGCACAGGACACAAGACUCUCCUCUGUUCGUUCAAUAACAAACUUGGCAAAAGAUUUCAUAUAUCAGAGAUUAUUGCUUCCCAACAAGAGAUGGAAUUUGGUACCAAGGGAAGAAUCUAUAAGCUACAAACUGCCAAUGGUUGGACAUAUGAUGGUUGCAAUUCGUGUACAACUAAACCAAGAGUUCGAAAUGGUCAACUUUAUUGCGGUGGAUGUAAAACAUAUAUAAUUGAAAUGGGUCCCAAGUUUAGGGUUCACUACAUUGUUGCUAAUAACACGAGGGAGAUAUCUGUUGCUUUCUUUGAUAGACACAUGACAGAACUUUUGGAUACAACUACUUCAACCCUCAAAGAUGCACUGAAGCAGUACAGGAACACAAGUCUCAAGGUCUCUCAAUUUAGUCGAGAUGAGGACGAACUAAAAUCGUUCACUUAUACAGAUGAACAGGUUCUAAAACAUAGUGACAUGAAGGAGGCUUCACAGACACAAUCAUGUCAGGUGUCCGACACAGAUGCCAUGCAAACAACUCCAGAUACUUGUCCAUCUAUAGGGUUUACAAGUAAGGCUUUACCUAUCUUAGACCUUGAUUCCAAUGACUUACCAAUUGCAAACCUGUUCAACACACCUGCUUCUAAAGGUAAAAAAAGGGAUUCAUGUAAGACUUUGACCAAUGACGGAGAACUUGUUGGUAUAUCAGAGAUGAAAACUCCAAAGCUCUUGACAACCAAACCUGCCAGAAUUAUCAAAAAAAGAGAGAGACCUAGAUCAUUUGCAAUUAACCAGUGUCAUUAUGUCUUGUGCAUUUUCUGUUAUGAGAAUCAUUGUUCAAGUUCUUCACAAACUAUUAUGUUCUUGAGUUCUAGAAUUCCAUGCUUUUUUUUAUGUCACUUGUUUGUCAAUCAUGUUCCUUUUUGUGCAAUUAUGAUCGUGCAAUGACUUUGAAAGUUUCAGUUGCUAUCUAUUUCAUAACCUU